Messenger RNA from Knipowitschia caucasica, 1062 nucleotides. Lineage: Eukaryota; Metazoa; Chordata; Actinopteri; Gobiiformes; Gobiidae. The record is from the annotation of a GenBank genome assembly.
AUGGACAAGUCUAAGUCACUGCGGGAGGGAUUCUUGGUCAAACGGGGCCAUCUUGUGCACAAUUGGAAGGCACGCUGGUUCAUAUUGAUGCCUGAAAAACUGCUGUAUUAUAAAUAUGAAGGAGGCAGACGGGACUCGAGUCAAAGAGGGAAAAUACUUUUAAGCGGUUGUGAGGUCACGUGUCCAUUUCUCGACUACGAAAAUCGACCUUUGGUGAUGAAGAUUGUGACCAAGUCUGGUGUGGAGCACUUUUUGGAGGCGUGUUCGAGGGAGGAGAGGGACAUGUGGGCUGGAGACAUUCUCUCUGCUGUGGAGAGUCUGAAGAACAGUGGGGAUGUGGACACCGUCCCGGAUCCAGAAGAGGCAAAAACGCAACAUUUUGAUCUGAGUAAAAUACUGGACUCCAUGUACGAUGUCCACAGUGGAAUAAACAUGAGCUGUCACAUGGAGCAGGGAAAAAACUUCAAGAACUGCUUCUCAGGCUCGGCGGUGGUGGACUGGCUGGUGUGCAUGCAGUUCUCCCUGUCCCGUGUGGAGGCGGUGACCUUGGCCUCUGCUCUGCUGGAGGAGGGCUAUCUGCGCACGGUGGGUCUGCGGAGCUGUGAGGCGUUCAGGACAGCUGGACCCAGCCAGCAGCUCAUCGACGACUCCACCGCUCUCUACAGCUUUUCUGACAGCCUGAAGAAGCGCGGCAGUGUGAAAUCAGAGACUUCUCUGUCUGCAGUGGAACUCAGCGGGAAAGUGGUGAAGCGAGGAUAUCUGCUCAAACAGGGGCACAGAAGGAAAAACUGGAAAGUCAGACUGUUCGUGUUACGCUCAGACCCCGCCUUCGUCCACUAUUACGACCCCACAAAGGAUGACAUCAGCCCCGUUGGAGGAUUCUCUCUCAGAGGCUGUUUGGUGUCUGCACUGGAAGACAAUGGGGUGCCCUCAGGCGUUAAAGGAAACAUUCAAGGAAACCUGUUUAAAAUCAUCACUCAGUCGGACACACGUUACUUCAUGCAAGCUCCGACGCAUCAGGAGAAGAUGGACUGGAUCGAAGCCAUCAGGAAACAAACAUGA